UCAGGUCAGGCUAACUUGAAACAAUUUUCUACUUGAAGACCUGUCGGUUUGUGUGUGUGUGUUUUUUUCUCCUCUAGCUUUGUCAAGGCUUUGCUAAGAUCCGACAGCGCUUUGAUCCACCACCGUAUUCGCAGCGCAGCGCUUGUGGGACCGAUGCCUCCGCUAUUUCCUAACUCCGAUCAGCGCAGCCAGGCUCAUGACAGGGGAGACGGCUGUGUUCGAAGCACACAAACACGGCACGGCUGGGCUGGAACGGAUCUCACAGCUCCCCUUCGUCACUCCCUUCCCCCUCGCCUUAUCCCGGUGAGCCGCUUACUGUCCCGGGGCGGCCCGGGGGAGGCUCCUCCCAUCACCUCGCAAAGUUCGGAGCCGGCGGAGCGCCUUCGCUUCUCCCUGCCGCGGGGGGCUGAGCCGGGGAGGCGGCGGCUCGGCGGCUCCAUGCCCCGGCGCCAUGGGGAACGGCAGCGCCGGGGCCUCCCCCUGCAACGGCACCGCUCCGCCGCCUCCUCCUCCUCCUCCUCCGGCCGGCCACAACAUCGCCGCCCUGGUGCUGGGCAUCGUUCUCAUCCUGCUGAUCGUCGGGGGCAACGGGCUGGUGUGCCUCAGCGUGUGCACGGAGCGGGCGCUCAAGACCACCACCAACUAUUUCAUUGUCAGCCUCGCCGUCGCCGACCUGCUGCUCGCCCUCCUCGUCCUGCCCCUCUACGUCUACUCCGAGUUUCAGGGUGGCGUGUGGUCCCUCAGCACUGUGCUCUGCGAUGCCCUGAUGACCAUGGAUGUGAUGCUGUGCACAGCUUCCAUCUUCAACCUCUGUGCUAUCAGUGUGGAUCGGUUUAUUGCUGUUUCAGUCCCGCUGAACUACAACCGGCGACAAGUCGACCUGCGGCAGAUGAUCCUCAUCUCCACCACGUGGAUAUUCGCCUUUGCUGUGGCAUCCCCAGUCAUAUUUGGCCUCAACAAUGUCCCGAACCGGGACCCCAGCUUGUGCCAGCUGGAGGAUGACAACUACAUUGUGUACUCCUCCAUCUGCUCCUUCUUCAUCCCUUGCCCUGUCAUGCUGGUGCUCUACUGCGCCAUGUUCCAAGGACUCAGGCGCUGGGAAGAAGCCAGGAAGGCCAAGCUAAGGGGUGGCAUCUACGGGGGCAACAGAAUGCUCUAUCACCCCUCACCCUUCAUUGAGAGAGAGGGGGUUGGCACGGAGCCGGACGAGUACCACCGUUAUAUGCACCCUGAGCACCCCCUUUCUGGGGACUAUGUGAUGAGCAAUGGGCUCCAGACUGUCUCCUACCCACACCUCAAGUACCCACACCCGGCGCACAGUCAGAAGCGGGCCAAGAUCAACGGCCGGGAACGGAAGGCCAUGAGGGUACUGCCUGUGGUUGUUGGUGCUUUCCUCUUCUGCUGGACACCUUUUUUUGUGGUCCACAUUACGAGGGCUCUCUGCAAGUCCUGCACCAUUCCCACUCAAGUCACCAGCAUCGUCACCUGGCUGGGUUACGUCAACAGCGCUGUCAACCCCAUCAUUUACACCGUUUUCAACGCCGAGUUCAGGAACUUCUUCCGCAAAGUCUUGCACCUUUUCUGCUGAGCUCACGGAACUGGAGGGAACAACCAGGAUAACUUUGUAUAGUUCAUUAAAGAUCUAUUUCUGCCUAA
Tympanuchus pallidicinctus (lesser prairie-chicken) is the source of this 1656-nucleotide messenger RNA. It is a transcript of the gene DRD4, whose product is annotated as dopamine receptor D4. Gene Ontology annotation, cellular component: plasma membrane. NCBI's taxonomy places the organism in Eukaryota, Metazoa, Chordata, Aves, Galliformes, Phasianidae. Gene Ontology annotation, biological process: adenylate cyclase-activating adrenergic receptor signaling pathway; adenylate cyclase-inhibiting dopamine receptor signaling pathway. Gene Ontology annotation, molecular function: G protein-coupled receptor activity; dopamine neurotransmitter receptor activity, coupled via Gi/Go. Bases 452 to 1588 code for a protein of 378 amino acids. The transcript has 4 exons. The record is from RefSeq and is a predicted model, not a curated record.